UAAAAAAGCUAUCAAAUUUAAUUCAUACAACAGUUUUUAAAGAUUCAAACCAAUAAUCACGUAGACAAUCUUGUAUAGCUUUAAGGAACAGAGUUUUUCUACUCAUAAUAUUUUUUGAAAUUAAUUUAAAUAAAUGCACGUGCUGUAAACAAAAUUGACGGAGUAAUCGAGAGAAACAUUUCUCUCAAAUCAUCUCUUUAAAAAUUUCUGGAGUUGCCGAUAAGAAUAUCAGCCCAGACUCAUUCAUUCAUAAAUUCUACUCAUUUUAUUGUGAAACACUUGCUCUUGAAAUGUAAAAGAACCGUCCAGCUUUGUUUUGUGUAAUCAGCUGAAUUCAAGUGCGUUAGUUCUAUUCGAUUACUAGGAGUGUUCAGAUCUUAAAAACAAUUCUCUUCAGAAUGGAAAACAUUGUAGAUAAUAAACUUGGAGAUGCAUCAAAUUUCUUUACUUCCGAUCCUUCAGAAUGUGUUAAAAUAAUCAAGUGCAAGAAUGAUUUUACAUCCGGAAUCUCAACAGUUCCUGAAAUGUUCGCAAAAACGGUUGAUCUUUAUUCUGAUCGAACAGCAUUGAUGCAUCAAAAUGAAGAAACUGGCGACUGGAUUCCAAUAAGUUAUAAAAGUUAUAAAAAUCGUGUCGAUAAAGUUGCAAAAGCAUUCCUUAAACUUGGAUUAGAAAAGAACGGUAAAGUUGCUGUAAUUGCAUUUAAUAGUGUUGAGUGGUUCCUGUCACAAUUAGGAGUGAUUCAUGCUGGUGGUCAAAUCGUUGGCAUUUAUGGAUCAAACUCAGCAGAAGCGUGUCUAUAUAUUCUUGAAAAAUGUCAUGCAAACAUAAUCGUAGUUGAUGAGGAUUAUCAAUUAGAGAAAAUCCUUAAAAUUAGGGAUCAGCUUCCUCAUUUGAAAGCUAUCAUCAAGACAUUGCCAUCUCCUAAUACUCAUGAGGGAGUUAUGAGUUGGAAAGAGUUGGAGGAAAUGGAUACUGAUGACUAUGAUCAAGCAUAUGACAAGAAUUUAAAGGAAAUAAAAGCAAAUUCUUGUUGCUGCUUAAUAUUUACUUCUGGAACUACAGGCAAUCCAAAAGGCGCAAUGAUGAGUCAUGAUAAUGUAAUGUUCAAUCUUAAAAAUGUUAUUAAGACGUACCAAUUAAAUCACACUAACAUAGAAGUUACAGUCUCUUAUCUCCCAUUAUCACACGUGGCUGGCUCAAUGAUUGAUGUUUUUUUGACCAUUUCAAUAGCAGGAACUGUUUAUUUUGCUGAUAAGAAGGCAUUGAAAGGAACUCUUAUCAAUACAUUACUAGCUGCUCGUCCGACUUUCUUUUUCGGAGUUCCCAGAGUCUAUGAGAAAUUUCAUGAGAAAAUUAGUCAUGUCAUCGAAGGUACUAGUGGAUUAGCAAAAAUAAUAGCAUCUUGGGCAACCAAUACAGCAAUGAACUACCAUUUGAAUAGAUUUUAUGGAAAGUCAGCAUCGAAAAUUUCAUAUUUUGCUGCAAAAACGUUAGUUCUUAACAAAGUCAAAGCAAAGAUCGGUCUUGAAAGAUGCAGAUUCUUAAUGGUCGGUGCAGCUCCAUUCAAUGUUGAUACAAUGAAAUUUUUCUUAAGCUUAGAUCUGCCAAUUUAUGAAUUGUAUGGAAUGACUGAAGUUGGUCUAACAUUUGCAUCACAUCCUGACUCUUUUAAACUUGGCAGUCUCGGCAAAUGCAUUAUAAAUACAGAAUCCAAAAUAUUGAAUCCAGAUGAGGAUGGGAUUGGAGAAAUUUGCACGCGUGGACGUAAUUCCUUUAUGGGAUAUGUCUUUGACAUUGAAAAGACACGAGAAGUUUUUGAUGAUGAACUUUGGUUGCGUUCUGGUGAUGUUGGAUAUAUUGACAAAAAUGGAUUCUUAUUCUUAACUGGAAGGAUAAAGGAACUGAUUAUUACUGCUGGCGGAGAAAACAUUCCAUUUUUAAACAUCGAGAAUGCAGUCUUAGCUGAAUGUUCAGCAAUUUCAAAUGCAUUUUUAAUUGGAGAUAAAAGAAAGUUUUUGACAAUGCUGAUUGCUUUAAAGACUGAAUCUGACAGCAAUGGAGUUCCUCAAGAUGAACUAGCUGAAGACUCUCUUCAUCACAUGACAAAUCUUGGAUUGAAUUAUAAAUUAAUAAGUGAAGUUUUGGAUGCUGGACCUGAUGAAAAAGUUCUGAAUUUAAUUCAAGAAGCAAUUGAUCGAGCAAAUGCAAAAGCAGCUUCAAAUGCUCAAAAAAUUCAAAAAUUCAUGUUACUUCCAAAUGAUUUCAGCAUGCAUACUGGAGAGCUUGGACCAACAAUGAAACUCAAAAGAGGGUUUGUCAUGCAGAAGUAUAAAAACGAGAUAGAAGAAUUUUAUGCUUAGAAUUAUUUUUGCACCUACUUUACUCUUCUACUUCCCUUUAAUUUUUAAAAAUUAAAUAAGACUAAAUGAAGCGUUUGAACAGAUCUGUUUAUUUAAAUGAAAGGUGUGCAUUCCAAAAUUAAUUAUCAAUAACUGCACAUAUAUUUUGUUUAUAAUUAUUUCAAAAAAUAAGUUUGUAAGGAUAUUGAUAUUUUCUCAGAAU
Messenger RNA from Chironomus riparius, 2565 nucleotides. Lineage: Eukaryota; Metazoa; Arthropoda; Insecta; Diptera; Chironomidae. The record is from the annotation of a GenBank genome assembly.